Aspergillus chevalieri is the source of this 837-nucleotide messenger RNA. RefSeq lists its product as uncharacterized. The transcript has 4 exons. The record is from RefSeq and is a predicted model, not a curated record. Gene Ontology annotation, cellular component: nucleus; NuA4 histone acetyltransferase complex. Lineage: Eukaryota; Fungi; Ascomycota; Eurotiomycetes; Eurotiales; Aspergillaceae. Gene Ontology annotation, biological process: regulation of transcription by RNA polymerase II. Bases 1 to 837 code for a protein of 278 amino acids.
AUGCCUCCAAAGAAGAAGCCUAAGCUUGCGGAAGCUUCAGAGACAGAGAAUGGGCAGUCAUCUGCUACACCAGCGUCCGGCGAGAGCGCGAAGCUAGAGACCGACUACGACAUUGUCGCGGAUCCUUGGACGGACGAGCAAGAGACGGCUUUACUGAAGGCGAUUAUCAAGUGGAAGCCUGUUGGCAUGCACAAACACUUCCGCAUGAUCGCAAUCUCCGAAUUCCUCAAAACCCAAGGCUAUGCGCCCGCGAACGCAGACCACACACGAAUCCCUGGCAUUUGGAGAAAGCUCAGCACACUUUACAAUCUUGCAGCACUCGACGAGCGGGAGGAUUCGUUAAUAUCAGAUGUCGCGGAUGACGGCGAUCCCUCAGCCGAACGCUACUGUCCCUUCCAACUCCCCGAUGAUGAAUACGGUGAUAUGAUGUUUGAGAGGAGGUUGGCGACGGAGGACUCUGCAUCGCCUACGAGUGGGCGGGCUGAGUCGAGGAGAGGGAGCACUGUGGCGGAUACGGAUGAAGCACGCUCCUCCCCUGCACCCUCCCGUGGCCGAAAGAGUACCCGCGGCCGUCCUCCAGGAACACGCGGCACGCGCGCGAAACGGUUCCAAGCUGAGGAAUCCCGAAAAAGCGCAGCUACUGUCGAUGACGAAGAAGACUCUGAAGAGGAGGAAGCUGAUGAGGAUGCCUCGGACGCCGCGAAAGAAGACAGUGAGAUUGAAGACGAUGAAGAGGAAGCGGGUGAUUCUCCGAAUCCAAGAAGUACAAGGGCUCAGACGUCACGGUCUAAACGAGGUGGAGGAACAGGGACAAGAAGGACGGGGAGGCGACGUUGA